Messenger RNA from Danio aesculapii, 1343 nucleotides. It is a transcript of the gene ube2g2, whose product is annotated as ubiquitin-conjugating enzyme E2G 2 (UBC7 homolog, yeast). The transcript is spliced from 6 exons. The record is from RefSeq and is a predicted model, not a curated record. The coding region runs from base 78 to 575 and encodes 165 amino acids. Lineage: Eukaryota; Metazoa; Chordata; Actinopteri; Cypriniformes; Danionidae. Gene Ontology annotation, cellular component: endoplasmic reticulum; cytosol.
AGAAGAAGGUUUUUUCAUCGUGUCAGUUGUCGUCAUCCUUCGUGUCAAAACAACUUCUUUCCAGACCAGGCUAUAAAAUGGCUGGAACAGCUUUAAAAAGACUCAUGGCCGAAUACAAACAACUAACCCUAAACCCUCCAGAGGGGAUUGUGGCAGGGCCUGUAAAUGAGGAGAAUUUCUUUGAGUGGGAAGCUCUGAUUAUGGGCCCAGAGGACACAUGUUUUGAGGGCGGCGUGUUCCCUGCAAUCCUCAGUUUUCCCUCAGACUACCCUCUCAGCCCUCCCAAGAUGAAGUUCACAUGCGACAUGUUUCAUCCCAACAUCUACCCAGAUGGACGUGUGUGCAUCUCAAUCCUACACGCUCCCGGUGAUGAUCCUAUGGGAUAUGAGAGCAGUGCUGAGAGGUGGAGUCCAGUGCAGAGCGUGGAGAAGAUCCUGCUGUCUGUGGUCAGCAUGCUCGCCGAGCCCAAUGACGAGAGCGGGGCGAACGUGGACGCCUCAAAGAUGUGGCGAGAGGACAGAGAGCAGUUUAAUCGAUUAGCUAAGCAGAUUGUGCGCAAAUCUCUGGGUCUCUGACUCCGCCGCGUUCGGACACUCUCUCACACUCCAGGACAGUGACGUUUUACGAGGAUGCAAACUCCCAGCGGAAGAGUGAGUGUUGUUGUGUACUACCCCUACCUCCACCAGUGUGAGCACUUUAUUCUCAUCCAGUCUUUUUCAUACUCCCUUCCCGGUCCUGGGGAUUGGUCGGAUGCGUAGAUGAACGGCUUUUGUUGAAGAAGGCAAAUCUUUAUGCAUUCACCGGACAGUGUUCUAAUUGAAAGUCAAGCAAAUUACAGUUAUUCACAGCCAUUUUGGGGCUGCCGGUCAUGCCUGUUACCCAUCUAUAGAUCCAUGAGAUACCUAAAGGAAUGCAGCUUUGAUGACGGUAUGCUGAUGCAUGCGUUAAUAAUGCCUCAUUCUAAUAAAUGCAUCGACGAGGCAGACACUGAGACUAUCACAUCCACUUUUUUUUUCAUGAACAGACUAUACUGUUGAUCUUUUAGGAUUGAAGAUCACGUUAAUGGUAAAAACAUUUGAUUAACUACAUUUCAUAUGAACAAUUUUUACAAUUUGGUAAGGGUCAUAUACAGUAGGUCAGUGUUUUGUUCAAUCUCACUGUUUUCAUUUUUUGAAGUUUUUAGAUUCUGUUGUACCAAGUUUGAAUAAUCCAGCCUUCGCCAGAGAGAAGUGCUUGAUUCAUCAUUACUUUCAUAAAUAAAAUCUUUUGAAUUCUGAUAUUUUGCUUUUCAUCUGUUCUCAAGGAUUGUAAAGCCAAUGAAAUCAAUAAAUGUUUGUGAUUUA